Messenger RNA from Jaculus jaculus (lesser Egyptian jerboa), 3067 nucleotides. RefSeq names its product G protein subunit beta 1 (gene Gnb1). Gene Ontology annotation, molecular function: protein binding; signaling receptor complex adaptor activity. The transcript is spliced from 13 exons. Gene Ontology annotation, biological process: G protein-coupled receptor signaling pathway. The record is from RefSeq and is a predicted model, not a curated record. Lineage: Eukaryota; Metazoa; Chordata; Mammalia; Rodentia; Dipodidae. Bases 300 to 1322 code for a protein of 340 amino acids. Gene Ontology annotation, cellular component: cytoplasm; heterotrimeric G-protein complex.
CCGGCUCCUGCCCGCAGGCCGCGAGCGUAACGAUCGGGAGGAUCAGAGAGCGGCGUGGGCGCGUCAGGCCGGUAGAGCGCGAGGGUAUUCACUUGGGCAGAACUGAAGUUGGAAGAAAGUUGGCCAUUCUGCAUAGUUAUACUGUUCUGAACAACAAAAGCUUGCCAUGUGACUCCCCCCAAAAGAUAUCCUGUAUCCCUUGCUGACACCAAGAUAAAUUUACAUGUGUGGGAGACCAGACCAAUAACACUCCUGAAUUAAGAUCGUGGGUUCUGAGGGUUGAGCACUGAGACCUGAAGAUGAGUGAGCUUGACCAGCUGCGGCAGGAGGCCGAGCAACUGAAGAACCAAAUAAGAGAUGCUCGCAAAGCAUGUGCAGAUGCAACUCUUUCACAGAUUACUAACAACAUCGACCCAGUGGGAAGAAUCCAGAUGCGCACCAGGAGAACUCUGAGGGGGCACCUGGCCAAGAUCUAUGCCAUGCACUGGGGCACAGAUUCCAGGCUCCUUGUCAGCGCCUCGCAGGAUGGAAAACUCAUCAUCUGGGACAGCUAUACUACAAACAAGGUCCAUGCCAUCCCUCUGCGCUCAUCCUGGGUCAUGACUUGUGCAUAUGCUCCUUCUGGGAAUUAUGUGGCCUGCGGUGGCCUGGAUAACAUUUGCUCCAUUUACAAUCUGAAAACUCGUGAAGGGAAUGUACGUGUGAGUCGUGAGCUGGCGGGACACACAGGUUACUUGUCCUGCUGCCGGUUCCUGGAUGACAAUCAGAUCGUCACCAGCUCUGGAGAUACCACAUGUGCCCUGUGGGACAUAGAGACCGGCCAGCAAACGACCACAUUUACUGGACACACUGGAGAUGUCAUGAGCCUGUCUCUUGCUCCUGACACCAGACUGUUUGUCUCUGGUGCUUGUGACGCUUCAGCCAAGCUCUGGGAUGUCCGAGAAGGGAUGUGCCGGCAGACUUUCACAGGCCAUGAGUCUGACAUCAAUGCCAUCUGUUUCUUUCCCAAUGGCAAUGCCUUUGCCACUGGCUCAGAUGAUGCUACAUGCAGGCUGUUUGACCUCCGUGCAGAUCAGGAGCUCAUGACUUAUUCCCAUGACAAUAUCAUAUGUGGGAUCACCUCUGUCUCCUUCUCUAAAAGUGGGCGUCUCCUCCUUGCUGGGUACGACGACUUCAACUGCAACGUCUGGGACGCACUCAAAGCUGACAGGGCAGGUGUCUUGGCUGGACAUGACAACCGUGUCAGCUGCUUGGGGGUGACUGAUGAUGGCAUGGCUGUGGCAACAGGGUCCUGGGACAGCUUCCUCAAGAUCUGGAACUAAGGCCAGUAGCGCAAGUGGAUGCCACGGUGACUGGAAGACCAUUCCAACCUUGAAGCGUUACAGUGAUAGCAUAUCCUAUCCAACCAUACUAACGUGGACACCCACACCUCCCCUCAGAACUUCAAAAGGGCAAGAUCUUUUUUCCUUCACUUAUUGCUGAAAUCAAGAGCACAAUUCCCAUUAAGAGAAGGAUCUCUGUGCUGUAAACUAAAACAAAUUGUGCAUUCCUUCCGGGGCCAUUGUCUUUGUUUUCUUUUUUGUCUUGGAUGAAAUUUAAAAGGAAAUACUACAAUAAAAAUGUUAACCAGAAGGUAAACCUGAGUGUAAUUGUGAGACAGACACGCCUCUUCACUAGUUUAUUUGAAUUUUAGACCAGUAAUCCUGUUUUGUGGCAUUCAUGCAAGACAAGUUGAGGACUUUGUUUAUCUUGUAAUUGUUUCUAAAUAUUCAGUCAUUUGUAGCAGGAUCUGGGAGCAUUCACAUUUCCUUCUUUAAGUAUAUUCCUUUAUGUUCAGUAGUUAAACAGAACCAGAGCCCAUGGCAUUCUCUGACUUGUUGGUGACAGUUUUGUCCCUGGCUUUUAUUUUUGUCUCAUGUCACACAGAUGACUGUUUCACACAAACAGCAUAGUGGAAGAGAAAAGUUGAGAAGCAAAGUAGCCUAGCACAUGCUGUGAUGGCCAUGAAUGCUUGAACAGAGUCUUCUUCUUUGCUGAAUAGCGAACUCAUACCUUCCAUCCUUCCUGCCAUGUCCUCCCCAACCUCCAGUUUAGUUUCUGCUCUUACUUUGGGUUUCCUGUAAAGUUGGAGGGAAGUUUGUAGUCGCGUGACACUACCCGUCCUGCCCCUGCUGUCAGGGACCUGUUCUCCAGAGAGGUGCCUGUCCUCUGCUUGGAUAGUCAGUUGGUUAUUUGUGUAUGAAACAAUGUACAAAUCAAUGUUUUGAAAAUAAUGAUCUCAGACUUUCUAAGUUAAAUUUUAAACACUUUGAUUGUUUGCCAUAUUGGGUGGGUUUACUCUUAGAAUCGCAUGCUGUAGAAAUGCUCCAAAGUGCAUAUAGGACUCAGUCCUUAGAUGUUCUUUUUCUUUUAAGAAAUAACCUUUCAAGUUGUAACUGUGGCGGCUCUGUCCACUUACUGUUGCUACUCUGCACACAUAUCGGAAGCAGCAAGCGCUCUAUACGCUUGAAUAGUUGGACAAGUCACUGUUCUCUUUACUUUAAAAACAAAAAAAAAAAAAUAGUUCUGUUGGGAAUAACUGCUGUUGGAUUCAGAGAGGGGAGGGGAAGAGAGCUACCCUGCUGCCUCUUUGCCACUUCCUGGAAGCCUGCCUCUGAGGAACAGCCUUUUGCAUCUGAGGCAGAUCCUUUUUACAUCAUGCAGAUCUUCCUGGUUUUCAUCUCGAGCUGUGUUCAGCAGCAGCGUUUGGACAGCAGUGUUCUGUGGGUCCUUCCCCCUCCUGUAUCCUAUCCCCUCAUAGCAGCAGUAGUGGCUUCGCCAUCCUGUUUCUGCAGCGUCCUGUACAAAACUGUGCUGUGACUGUGCGGUAGACCUGGACCUGGCAAAGAAUACAGCGAAGCCCCUUCUCUUUCCACCAAACGACUCUGUAGAGCUCUCUGCACCCUGUACCCUUUUCACCUUUUGUAUUUAAUUUUAAAGUCAGUGUACUGCAAGGAGGCUGGAUGCAAGAUAGAUACUAUAUUAAACUGUACUGUUAUUUAAGAUGUAAUAAAGCAGUUUGACAUGA